Messenger RNA from Phaeoacremonium minimum UCRPA7, 576 nucleotides. RefSeq names its product putative nudix domain protein. The coding region runs from base 1 to 576 and encodes 191 amino acids. NCBI's taxonomy places the organism in Eukaryota, Fungi, Ascomycota, Sordariomycetes, Togniniales, Togniniaceae. The record is from RefSeq and is a predicted model, not a curated record. The transcript has a single exon. Gene Ontology annotation, molecular function: hydrolase activity.
AUGACAAGCGGCCCGCCUCCAGCGCCGCCUUUCUCGUUUACGUUCCACGACUCUGUGUCAGCAUUGAACAUUCCACUAAAGACAUAUCUCACCUCCCAUGAGGAGUUUGACGCAAUAGCCACUGGAGCUCUCGUCUUCAAUAGCGAGAACAGGCUUCUGAUAAUUCAGCGAGCAAGCCAUGACUCCAUGCCGAAUCGCUGGGAGAUCCCCGGCGGCGGGUGCGAUCUCGACGACGAGAGCAUCCUCCAUGGCAUGGCGCGAGAAGUCUGGGAGGAGAGCGGCCUGGUGGUCAGUUCUGUAGGCCGCAAAAUUGGCUCGGCCGAGGGUCAUGUGUUCUUCAGCCGACGCGGUUUGCGAAUCUGCAAGUUCACGUUCGAGGCAGAAGUCGAGAGCUCAGAGCCGGUGAGACUUGAUCCAAACGAGCAUCAAAACCAUCUAUGGGUGACUGAGGAAGAGUGUCAAAAUCGCAAGGCGGAGAGGGACGGGACGGUGAUCGAGAUCAAGUUCACAACACCGGCUCAGGAGGCUGACAUAUUGGAAGGCUUCCGGAUCAGAAAUGCGGCCAAAUCUUCAUGA